ACCCAGUUCUCGUCAUCCAACGGACGCCACUCAAUCGAUCAUUAAAUCAUUACCCACAAAGUUAAUUUUGUAUUCUUUCCCCAUUCAGCUUAUCGCACGGCAUCAUUAGCGCAAUCUCACCCUAUGCCUAUACACUUCUCAGCUAUCAGAAAAUCAUAACAUAUUUUUUGGCAAGUGAAUGAGAGUUAAUUGAUCUGCAUUGAUUUCCCUGGAAAAUCCCUUCAAGAGGAGAGAGAGCAUAUGGAGAAAUCAAUGACCGGAAAAUGCUCUCAUCAACUCUGGUUAGUCAUCCUAAUUCUCUCUGUUCUAUGCCUUAUAUUGUUCAGUUUCGAUUAUUCAAUUAUGAUGGGUGCCAACAAUGAGGUAGCCUUUUCAGUCAAACAACUAAACCCACUUACUAUUGUCGAAAACCAAACCAAUUCUGCCACCAAUCAGUCUUUCACCGACCAAAGUUUAGGAACAUACAGUGAUAUAGAUCCCUGCUCGGGGAGAUACAUAUAUGUACAUGAUCUUCCUAGCCGAUUCAACCAUGACUUGCUCAAGAAUUGUCGGUCACUUACCAGAGGAACCAACUCUAAUAUGUGUCCCUACAUGGCAAACUUAGGUAUUGGUCCAGAGAUUGAGAAUUCCCAAGGGGUAUUAUCAAGCAAGAAUUGGUUUUCCACAAACCAAUUCUUGUUAGAAGUCAUUUUCCACAAUAAGAUGAAGAGGUACGAGUGCUUGACCAAUGAUUCAUCACUAGCUUCUGCGAUAUUUGUACCAUUCUAUGCUGGUCUUGAUAUUAGUCAAUACCUUUGGAAUCCAAACAUAUCGGUGAGAGACUCUUCUGGGAAAGACCUUCUCAAGUGGCUAACAGAAAGACCUGAGUGGAAGAGGAUGUGGGGCAGAGACCAUUUCUUUGUUGCAGGGAGGAUUUCAUGGGACUUCAGAAGAAAAACAGACGAAUCUUCAGACUGGGGUACCAAGCUUAGGUUUUUGCCUGAAUCCAAGAACAUGACAAUGUUGUCAGUUGAAGCAAGCUCUUGGAACAAUGAUUAUGCAAUACCAUACCCAACAAAUUUCCAUCCUUUAAAAGACAGUGAAGUGCUGGAGUGGCAAAGGCGUAUGAGAAGCCAAAACCGGAGUUAUUUGUUUACUUUUGCAGGUGCACCACGUCCUGAUCUCGAAAAUUCUAUUCGGGGUGUGGCUAUUGAACAAUGUAGAGCUGCAAGAGCUUGCAAAUUUAUAGAUUGUAAUGUUACUAAUGGGAACAAAUGUGAUGAUCCGGUUAGUGUUAUGAGGGUGUUUAAGAGCUCGGUUUUUUGCUUGCAGCCUCCAGGGGAUUCCUACACUAGGCGAUCAAUUUUUGACUCUAUUUUGGCAGGUUGUAUUCCGGUGUUCUUUCAUCCGGGUACUGCUUACGCACAAUAUUUAUGGCAUUUACCAAGGAAUGGUACCAAGUAUUCUGUGUAUAUACCAGUGAAGGAUGUGAAACUUUGGAAAGGCAAUGUGGAGGAGAUAUUGCUUGGGAUUUCGAAGGAUAAAGAAUUAGCCAUGAGAGAGGAGGUUAUAGGGCUUAUUCCAAGGAUAGUAUAUGCAAAUCCCAGGUCUAAAUUAGAGAUUUUUGGGGAUGCAUUUGAUGUAACGGUGGAUGGAGUUCUUGAGAGAGUAGAGAGUCUUAGGAGAUUAAUUAGGGAGGGGAGGGAUCCUAGUGUUGGUUUUGCAGAUGGGGAUGAUUAUAAGUAUACUUUUUCUCAGUGGGAGAGAUUUGAAUAGAAUCUCCAUUAUGAGGAAACCUUGUAGUAGCAACUGUAAGAGAAAAAAAAUUCAAUGAGAACAGAGCAAAUCUUAUAUUUACAAUUAUAUCAUUCAAUGCAGUUAUUCCUUCACUUCA
This is a messenger RNA of Quercus robur (English oak), 1873 nucleotides long. Its product is annotated as probable xyloglucan galactosyltransferase GT14. The transcript has a single exon. Gene Ontology annotation, molecular function: glycosyltransferase activity. The coding region runs from base 241 to 1755 and encodes 504 amino acids. Lineage: Eukaryota; Viridiplantae; Streptophyta; Magnoliopsida; Fagales; Fagaceae. The record is from RefSeq and is a predicted model, not a curated record.